Molecule: messenger RNA, 1524 nt
Organism: Rhinocladiella mackenziei CBS 650.93
Lineage: Eukaryota; Fungi; Ascomycota; Eurotiomycetes; Chaetothyriales; Herpotrichiellaceae
Exons: 3
Coding region: 1-1524 (507 amino acids)
Biological process (GO): transmembrane transport
Cellular component (GO): membrane
Molecular function (GO): transmembrane transporter activity
Source: RefSeq, a predicted model, not a curated record
AUGGCCAUCAGCAGUCCCACUGGGCGAGAUGACAUCUCGGCUCAGGAAAAGAUCAUCGAGGACCGAGUGGAUAAUCCAGCAUCCUUCCACCCCGUCACAGCUUCUGCGAAGGAUGUCGAAAAUUUGCCAGAGAUUGAUUAUGCAGCAGAAGACCGACUCAUUCGCAAGCUCGAUUGGUAUAUCAUACCUCCGACCAUGCUGCUCUAUUUGUUCUCCUUUCUGGACCGAGUCAACAUCGGUAAUGCGAGACUUUAUGGCAUGGAAGAGGACCUGGGUCUGGAGGGAUCGCAGUACCAGACUGCUGUGUCCAUCCUUUUCUUGACGUAUGUUCUCUCCGAAACACCCAGCAAUCUGGUGCUCAAAAAACUGCGGCCUUCUCGUUGGAUUGCAUUCAUAACGGCCGCUUGGGGAAUCGUGGCAACCCUCACCGGCCUCGUCCAGAAUUAUGGAGGAUUGAUCGCGUGUCGAUUAAUCUUGGGAGCGCUCGAAGGGGGGCUAUUCCCAGGGAUGACAUUAUACCUCACAAUGUUCUAUGGAAAACGCGAAAUUGCGUUACGAGUGGGGUAUCUCUUUGUGUCGGCGGCACUGGCGGGAAGUGUCGGCGGCCUGCUCGCUUAUGGCAUCGGUUUCAUGGAUGGCGUGUCAGGACAGAAAGGUUGGCGGUGGAUCAUGAUCAUUGAAGGCCUCCCGAGUAUCGUCCUGGGAGUGGCUGCUUAUUGGUGGCUCGCCGAUGACCCAGAAACGGCAUACUAUCUCUCCCAACCCGAGAGAGACCUUAUGGUGAUUCGAAAAAGACGUCAGAUAGGCCACACCACCUCGGCCGACUUCAUGCACAAGGAAGACGUGAUCAAAGCGUUCAAGGACUGGAGGGUCUGGAUGUUCUGUUUUGGCCAGUUCGGUGUCGACACGAUGCUUUAUGGGUAUUCGACAUUCCUGCCCACCAUUAUCAAAGGCUUGGGCACAUGGUCCACAGCACAAACACAAGCACUCACGGUCCCAUGUUAUGCGCUGGGUGCAAUCACCUACCUCAUUGUUGCCCAUAUCUCGGACCGUUUUCAAAAACGCGGGCUCGCGGCGGUGACGUUUUGCAUGAUCAGUAUCGUGGGAUAUAUAAUUCUCAUCACCGACGUGAGCUCUGGAGCCCAUUAUUUCGGUUGCUUCAUGGUGGCGAUGGGGCUUUAUGUCGCCGUCGGUAUCCCUUUGGCAUGGUUACCGUCAAAUCAACCUCGAUACGGCAGCCGGGCCACCGCCACGGGUCUGCAACUGACGAUAGGGAACUGCUCAGGCAUCAUGGCACCUUUUCUCUAUAAGACUAAUGAGGCACCUCGAUACAUUCGUGGCCACGCCGUGUCUUUGUCCAUGGUCGGGCUAGCUGGAGUCAUCUAUGCCAUCAUGUCAGCGUAUUUCAUGGCCCUAAACCAAAACCGCCGAGCCGGAAAAGAGGAUGCGAUUAUCAUUGGGAAAACAGAGGAAGAAAUCGCCGAAAUGGGGGACAGAAACCCAAGAUACGUGUUUACGUACUAA